This is a messenger RNA of Closterium sp. Yama58-4, 2199 nucleotides long. NCBI's taxonomy places the organism in Eukaryota, Viridiplantae, Streptophyta, Zygnematophyceae, Desmidiales, Closteriaceae. The record is from the annotation of a GenBank genome assembly.
AUGGCUACUUACCGCCCCGACGAUGCUAGGGGCGAAUUGAUGCGCGUUCGGCGUGACAUCGCCAAUGUUGAAAACCAACUUACCGUAGUAUGUAGAGAAGUAGAGUCUGCAGCUGAACUAGGUGACAAGGAGCGAGUUAGCGAUUGUCGUCACAUCCGGAACUGUUUGUGGAAGGAGAAAGAGCAACUGCGUAUCCAAGAGACUAUUUUUCUCAGGAUCUUGUUUUCGGACUCUCCUCUCACUGGUGGCUCUACACUCACGAUAACGUCAGCGCUGAAGCCAUCUCAACCUCCAGGACAAGGAAAAAGGAGUCGCCGAAUGCUCUCUCCGCCUCCAGGUGCACCAGGAGGUCAGCUUUUGCUCGGUGCCGGGAGCUCCGCGGCUGGAUUUGAGGCGGACCUUGUUAAUCCUGAAGGUUACGAAGUGAAUCGCAGCUCCGAGAGCAAGGUCAUUGACGUAUGGACGGAAUGGAAGGAGGGUAUCAAUGGUGGGCCGUCCAUUGAGAAGCUUGAAGAAGCACGCAAGCGCGAUCGUAAAUGCGUUUGGUGGAGGCAUAAGAAUGAUUACAAGUAUUGGAGCAAGCAGAUGCGCAUUAUUCACGCUAUUGAGAAGAAGGCCGCCGAGCUGGGUGGAAGCCUGGAUGCUGCGAUUCGUUACUGGGAAGAGAUUUUGCGCGUUGAAUUUGAAGGCAGCAUUUCCAAGCUGCGAGAAGCCCUUGGUGGUGAAAAGGCUGUUCCUGGUGGUGCCGAUGGCCAAAGCUGUCGAGAGAAUGAAGCACUGGCCCGAGCAGCAGCAGCUUCUUAUGAAUCAGCAACAGCAGCAGCAGCAGCAUCAGCAGCAGCAGGAGCAGCAGCAGCAGCAACAGCAGCAACAGCAACAGCAGCAGCAGCAGCAGCAGCAGCAGCAGCAGCAGCAGCAGCAGCAGCAGCAGCAACAGCAGCAGCAGCAGCAGCAGCAGUUGAUGGAGCAGCAGCAGCAGCAACAGCAGCAGCAGCAAAUGAUGGCAGAGGAUGCAGUUCAAGAUGGAGUGCAGGAGCAGCCGCCCUUGGCAAUGCAGCAGUCACAUCCACAGGCCAUUACGCAGAUAAUACCAUCAUCCUCCAUCCACUCGACCAUUCCGCUUCUGAGAAGCAGCCUUUUCAGCUGUUCCGUGCAUUCUGCUUCGCGUCCGCUCCCCGCUGUUGGCCGGACCAGUUGCCCUCACACGCCAUGUGCGGGCCUGGUGCGAGACGACUCGCGUCCAUUCUCCCCCGCGUUUGGGUUCGGCGCCUUGAUAUGGGGUGGGAGUGGGCAAUGCUGCGCCUGGAGCUCUUUCUGGACUCCACCGUCAAGGUCUUGGGUCCACUCUACGUCCUCAUCGCCCUCGUCCUCAUCCUCGCCAUCGUCUACCUGGCCUUCUCGCUGCUGCUGCCCAUGGCAUGGCCCCUGCACACCCCAGCGGGCAUGCUGCAUGCUGUGGCAGCCACAUGGGUAUCAUUCAACAUUCUCUUCAACUUCUACUGCGCCGCCACCAGAAACCCGGGCUCGCCUCCUCCCCUUGCGCUCCCAGACAAGGAGAUCCGAGGGGCGCCGCAGGGCGAUGUGAGGGUGAGCGUGGGGCGCAUAGUGGCAGACAUGCAGCUGAACCUCUCCGAAACCAUGCCCUGUGUGCGCUGGUGCGACAAGUGUCAGAAUCUCAAGCCCCCACUGACACAUCACUGCCAUAUAUGUGAAAGAUGCGUGCUCAAAAUGGACCACCACUGCCCGUGGAUGCACAACUGCAUUGGGCUCCGGAACUAUCGCUACUUCUUCCUCUUCUUGCUGUAUUUGUGGGUGGGCUGUGGCUAUUCAGUUACAGUCGCCACCAUGCUUAUAGCCGACCGCAAGAAGAUGGCCCAGCCACUCCCAGGGGUGAUAUUCACCUUCGUGGUGGCACUGGCAGCAUUCAUAGCCAUAGCGCUGCUGCUGGCGUGGCACGGGUACCUGGUGGCGACAGCGCAGACCACCAUUGACUUCUAUGACUUUGUGCUGCGCCGCCGCGAGGCCAGGCGAGCUGGAAGGGUGUGGGUGAACGAGUUUGACCUGGGCGUAUGCCGCAACUUCCAGAAUGUCUUUGACGUGUCGGGGCCGCUGUGGCCACUGCUCAUGCUGCUGCCACGGACAGCAGUGCCUCGGGGCGACGGCAUUCACUUCCCCACCAUACACGACCUGCGCUCGUAG